AUGAAAAUUAAUGAACGUUUGUAGUUCUAAUCAAAGUAAGAGGAAAUUAAUUUGGAUAAGGAGGCUUCUGAGAUUGCUUAAAGAAUCAUGGAAAAAGUUCGAUAGAGAUCUACUGCAAAUUCAGGUCAAAAGGAGUUGUCUUCUUAAUAUCUUAGAGCAAGUGAUUACAAGGCGAGACAAUUAUUUCAAAGCAAUUAAAUUGAAAUUAGAAGACAAUCUGAGAAGGUUACUAAAGGCCCAAGUCAAGAAAUGAAACGAAAAGAAGAAGCUUUUGUAUCAGAGUUUAAAGUCAGCAAAGACAAGAUGCCUUAGGAAUUGAUUCGUUUAGAGAACUAAUUAAGAAUGGGAGACUUAAAAACAUCUUUAAAAAGUCCACUUAAGCUUAAUGAAUAAGGAAUUAAUGAUGGACAUCAAAAGACAGUUAAAAUGAAUAUUAAUGAAAGUAUUGGUUUUUAAGAAUAGAAAAAUGAGAAAAUGAAGUAGAUUUAAAUUAUGUAUAAAAUUAACUUUAUUUUAGGAAUGAACAUAAUCAGUAAUUAAAUUAUCAAAUGCAUUAACUUAGCAGUAAAAGAAUUUCAUCUCCAAAGCGUGACCACUUAAAACUUGAUAGUAAUUAAUAAACUAAAUCUUCUUUGAGUUUAAAAACUACUUAAUUAUAAACUCCUGUUUCUGUCUAGUUCAAAUAAUAAGAUAUAGUUUACCAACUAUUAGGAAGCUUGAAGAAUUAAAAAAGAAAUUAAGGAGAAUAUUUAACAAAACGAUGA
Molecule: messenger RNA, 764 nt
Organism: Paramecium pentaurelia
Lineage: Eukaryota; Ciliophora; Oligohymenophorea; Peniculida; Parameciidae
Source: the annotation of a GenBank genome assembly